AUGUCAUCUUCACAUCGAAGACGAACUUCUCGGAAAUAUCCACGUUCUAGGCGAUAUCAUCGCCCGGUUCAUUACUCACCACCGCCCUACUCGACAGAUUCAGAACGCUCUCAGAGGUCCUCUUCGUUAUCCGAACGAUCAGAACGAUCUGAACGAUCUGAACGAUCUGAAUCUGAACGCUCUGAACGUCCCAAGAGUGAGAAGCCUCAUAAAUCAGUUUCUUUUGCGCAACCCGAGUCAACCAUAGCCAAGCGACGUGGAGUUCUGAAGAAAUCUUCUAGUUACGGUGGAUCGGAUAAUGGACAUUCCAGCAGGUGA
This is a messenger RNA of Cooperia oncophora, 318 nucleotides long. NCBI's taxonomy places the organism in Eukaryota, Metazoa, Nematoda, Chromadorea, Rhabditida, Trichostrongylidae. The record is from the annotation of a GenBank genome assembly.